AUGCGGAUCUCCACGAAGCAUCUCCUCACCUCCCUGAGCGCCCUGCUAAUAGCGGCACCCACGCAUGCUGACCCCCUCACGCAACCAGCCGCCGCCAAACAUGGCACGCUCAGCUUCCAAACCACAGGCAACGUUACCCGCGUCACCAUCAACAACGGACCUAUAAACAUCAUCGACCCGAACCUGAUAACCGAUCUGCUCACAUACCUCGUGUCCAUCCAACCCUCAACGACCACCACCACCCCCAAAGUCGUCAUCUUUGAUAGCUCGAACCCUGACUGGUUCCUCGGCCCCCUCGAUACCGUUCUCACGCACAACCCCAUCACCCAGGACAAAAUCACCGCAACGAUCAACUAUUCCUACCUUGCGCCCCUGCUGCAAAACAUCACCACGACCGCCUUCAUCGCCGAAAUCAACGGCCGCAACAUUGGCGGCGGGCACGAACUCGCGCUGCAGAUGGACAUGCGGUUUGCAGGGCCGAACGCACACACGGGCUUUUUCGAAGACGGGCUAGGUCUCACGGUGGGCGGAGGCGGCCAAUUGUUCCUUGGCCAACUGAUCAACAAAGGCCGAGCGCUCGAAUAUCUGCUCUCAGCCAAGGCGUUCGACGGACCCACGGGCGCCGCGCUGGGGCUCUUCAACGAAUACUACCCUACUGGAGCCGCGCUGACGUCAGCCGUCAACACACUGGCCCAGCGUAUUGGGCUCUUCCCCCAGGACGCCCUCAAUGACACCAAGUCUGCGCUCGACAACUACCUCAAUCCCUCUCCCGCACUGCUGGCUACCGACGUGACGAAUUUUCUCGCGCUGAACGACAAUCCGGUGAGCCAGGCGCUCCAAACCAAGUUCCUGGCGCUGUCGGAUAACGAAACGGAUGGCGCGUUCGAGAAAAAUCUCCCAGAGGAUAUCACGGAGUUGUAUCAAUGA
Molecule: messenger RNA, 927 nt
Organism: Letharia columbiana
Lineage: Eukaryota; Fungi; Ascomycota; Lecanoromycetes; Lecanorales; Parmeliaceae
Exons: 1
Coding region: 1-927 (308 amino acids)
Biological process (GO): fatty acid beta-oxidation
Molecular function (GO): enoyl-CoA hydratase activity
Source: RefSeq, a predicted model, not a curated record